AGCAUCGCCUCAGAGACAGCGGUGGUCGUCUCCACUUCCGGGAUGCGCCGAGCGGCCGGCAGGCGGGCGGCGCUGCCGCUGCCGCUGCCGCUGCUGCUGUUGCUGCUCUGUCUCGCCGCUCGUGCCAGCGCCAACCUAAACAUGUUCGUCGACAGGGACGAAGUUCGACGGUUCACAGGGGUGCACGGAUCCAAGAUCCACUACAUCCAAGAAGGUGUGCUCAAUAAGUACGCCAUCGGCUACGAGGUGCCCAUCGGCGCAAACAUCACCAGCAUUCGCUUCCACUGGCAGAGCCUGAUCCGAAAAGCCGAUGCCGUACGAGAUCAGCUUCCGCUGGAACGACCCGGAGGCGAUGGAGCGGCCGCGGGCCAACAUCUCGUACGUGGGCUACGUGCCGCGCGUGGAGCAGGUGUUCAGCGUCCUGUUCCCGUGCACCGGCCGCCUGAACGCCGUGGUCGACGUGGAGAUCAUGCUCAACAUCACCACCUACCUGCCGAAGCGGCGCAUCACGUUCCUCAAGCUGAGGAGGAGGAAGACCUGCCUGCAGGGUCAGCCGACGCGGCUGGAGGCGGCCGGCAACGACACGGUCCGGCUGGAGCUGAGCUCUGAGCCCGACCUGAGCCUCGUGCUGGGCGUCACUGGCGCCAUCGCCGUCACCUUCGUCACGCUCGGCGGCGCCAUGCUGCUCUACGUACGGCAGCGCAAGGCGGCCAUGAGCCCUGGGUAUGCUGGAACUGUGAGUUCCGGAAGCCGCGUUUUCCUGAAGACGUUUUCCAAGAACUACCAGUCGAUAGACCUGAUGGCAAGAAGCUGCAGUUAUGCAACCAUAGCCAGUUUCAAGAAGAUGCCUCUUUUCGAUCUGGGCGUGACCCAACCGCCGUCCACACCGCUGCUGCUGUCCACCAAUCAUGGCCAGGGCAACGUGACGUCACUGCCAAACGCCAACAGCGACGCUAGCCGGACAGUGACGUCACAGGGCAACAGCGCCGGCAGGCGAACGGUGACUUCAUUACCCGUGAAAACGUCGCAUCACUAUGCGUCAUCACAGAUCUCCUGUCCGGAGCGGCGGCAGCCGAACCCGCUGGAGCUGGCCGCCUGCCUGCGCGUGGACCGGUUUGACGUGACUUUCACCGAUCUGGUGGCUGAGGGAACUUUUGGGCGGCUAUACCAUGGCGUGGUGGGUGGCGCCGGCGGCGGCGGCCGGCCCCGGCUCUGCCUCGUGAAAACGGUCUCGGCGCAGGCCAGCGCCCAGCAGGGCCGCCAACUGCUGGCCGACGGUCUGCUGCUGGCCGGUUGCAGCCACCCGGCGCUGCUGCCCGUGCUGGGCUGCUGCUCUGUCGGCGACGGCCCGCCCUGUGUGCUCUACGCAGACCUGGGCGCUGUCAACCUGAAGCAGUUCCUGACGUCAUGUCGGGCGGCCGAUCAGCCAGGCGGCGGCCGCGUCAUCGGGCCGCGUAGCAUGGUGGACAUGGCUGUCCAGCUGCUCGGAGGCCUGGUGCACGUCCACGACAUGGGCCUUCUGCACCGAGACGUCGCCGCCAGAAACUGUGUCGUUGACGACCGCCUCCGCGUGCGCCUGACGGACGGUGCGCUGAGCAGCGACAUCUACCCGGCCGAGUACGCGCGGCUGGCAGACGGAGCUUGGCGGCCGGUCCGCUGGGCGGCGCCCGAGUCGCUGCUGCGCGAGCGCCACUCCCCGGCCAGCGACGUGUGGUCGGCGGCGGUGGCCGCCUGGGAGGUGGCCUCACUCGGUCAGCUGCCGUUCUCCGAGUUGCGCGAGCCGCUCGAGGUGGUGGUCCUGCUCCGCGAGGGCUACCGGCUGGCCCAGCCUCCCACCUGUCCGCCGCAGCUGUACACGGCCCUGCUCAGCUGCUGGGCCAUGGAGCCGGACCAGCGGCCGCGACUCCGAGACCUGCUCACCUGGAUGCAGGACUACUCUGCCACGUUUGACAGACUGAUCUAGCGGCGGCGAGCGGCGGCUGCGCUCGGGCGGACGCCGGCGCCUCGCCGCAGCUCGCCGGACGACCGGUGAUGAACAGGAGGACUAGCCCCGCCGUUUGGCGGUCGGGACGGCGUCAGGGCGCGCGCUCGUUCCCCGCCAGAAAUGGACAAGAAACUGCGGCCGCACGACGGCUGGCGUCAGUCUGUCGCAUGCAGUGGGAUUGCUUGGUCGACAGGGGGCGAGUUUGUAAGCUGUGAUGUUUUCACCCGUGGUGUACUACAGAUGACAAGGUGUCAAGAAGUUUCAAGAAGUUACGUGAACGACGCGUUGUUAUAGUGUUGGACGUGUUGAGAGGUUAGGUGUUGGUCGGUAUCUGUGCUGCUCUUAUUGGCUGCGUUUUUUCUCCUGAGCUGUUGUAACUUCUAAGUACAUGGCCCAUAGUUUUUUAAAGACGGUUGUGUCCUAACAUGCUAUUUUAUGAGCCUCCAAGUCCAACCAGCGCUUAAAUACGUGUUUUGUAUUCCCGAUAGGAAAUAAGUUUGUGUUAAGUGAGUAGCACAUAGUUCUACUGUUUCUUUAGAUGGCAUUAGCAUACGAAUGUUUGCAACGUACCGUUUCAUUGUCUGUCAUAAAGAAUCCCCAUUUAUUGUUGUGAAUUUCCUAGUCGUGAUAUACAGUUCGCUAUCGAUGCUCUAUUUAUUGUGUGUGAUGUAACCAUUGACUGUAAGGCAAUGGUUUCCUAGAUAAAUAUGGAUCAUCACGCAAUGCCACGCAGUGCUUGACACGGAUGUUGGGCAACUAGGGGUACUCAGUGUUUCUGAAGUUGUUGAAGGCCAUGUUUUUGAGACAAGUAAAGAUGUGCGAACAUGCUCUAAGUGAUUAGCUGCUCGGUUACACUAGCUGGGCCCAUAAUGUCCACACCUGCAUCUUCGAACACUGUGUACCCUUGCUAUAUCCCCAUGUCACGGUAGAGAGACCUCAGUUUAAUGUCAGGUCGGUCCUGACUGUCCCCGAGCUUGUUCUGAGGUGGGGCGCGCUGCCCCACAGUCGGUAAGCUCGCCGUGACAUGUGUCGGUGGCUGGUUUGUGUGUGUGUGUGUCGCAGGCCACCAGCGGCGUAGUGGCCAGCCAAUAAUCGUGAUGCGUGGGAGGGCUGGUUCGGACGGCGAAGUAAGCCGUUCGUUAUGUUAUCUCGUUAUGCCAUGGGCUUAUUCCCCGUUUGAUGUGCGGGAGCUGUUCACAAGCGCUCGCAGUCCGAGUGUGGACCCGCUGCGUGCUUGAUUUUCUCUGUAAUCAAAGAGCUGCACCCGCUCCCAUUACGAUUCGGUGAUGUGAGAUCGAAGAACAUCUGGCCGGAGAGACUGAAUGGUAUCAUUGAAAGAUCAUUAUUUGUGCUCAAAACUGACGAUGGAAAUUGUGUUAAUUCCAGAGCACGACCUUUCUCGCACCUUCGGAAGACCCCUGACCGAGCACACUAUCCCGACCAGCAUGAGGCCGCUGUCAUACGCCCAAUUGCUCAUGUUGUCGCUACGCAAAGCAUGCAUGUGCGAGUGCUCCUGUCCAUAACCAUCUGGAACGAACCGCCGCGUCCUGUCACCUUUGUUUGUGGCUUACCUUUCGUGGUUUCGUGUUAUGUCUGCAUCGGACGUUGACACAUGGUGCGACAAUAAACACAAAACUCCAAAUA
Molecule: messenger RNA, 3628 nt
Organism: Pollicipes pollicipes
Lineage: Eukaryota; Metazoa; Arthropoda; Thecostraca; Pollicipedomorpha; Pollicipedidae
Product: tyrosine-protein kinase Drl
Exons: 10
Coding region: 311-1963 (550 amino acids)
Biological process (GO): protein phosphorylation; positive regulation of phosphatidylinositol 3-kinase/protein kinase B signal transduction; axonogenesis
Cellular component (GO): signaling receptor complex; plasma membrane
Molecular function (GO): ATP binding; protein tyrosine kinase activity
Source: RefSeq, a predicted model, not a curated record